GACUACAUGUGCUGCUGCUGCGUGUUGGAGCCAUAUGAAGCUCCUAUUGCCGCUUCAAGAAUCCACCCCAAUCGAGAACAAAGUGUUUGAUCUCCAAUUAUAGCAGCAGUUACAGAACUGUGGAAGGAGAGAACAGAAGUACACUGGCUACUAUCAACGGACAUUGGGACUCGCCGCAACCUUGCGCUUUUUUGGGUGUACUGCCCCUCUUGAGCAAUGGCAUCUCUAGAUCGAUCAAAGGGAGCGUGUGAGAAUGGGGUCGGCUUUUUUAUUACCAUGUAUUAUCAGUAGAUUAGAUGUAUCAUACAGUGAUACUAGAGUAUUCCAUAGCCUUUGAUGUGAGUGCAUGGAGACACAUAGGCAGACAAGGUUGGGAAUGUGAAAGAAGCUGCGCGCUCCGUGUAUACCCGUGAUCCUACAGAUUGGACUACAAAUGACCACAGAAAAAAAACACAAUAUUUCCCAUGCAUAUUUUUUGUUAGUAGACUUCGUAACACAUGGGUCAAAUAUUGAUUAAUCGUCAGCUGCUAAUGAACACACCAUAAAUUAGCAGUGUUCUUGAACAAAGCUGAUGCAUCUUAAAGGAGACGCGCGUGCUUUGACAACAUCAUCACCACCUCAAAUGGAAGGAGUUAUCGUCUGAUCCUGGCCACAGAAAUCGCCCAACUUCAAGCGCCACGUAGGUUGAGGCUCUGAGCAAUGGAAUCUCUAUUCGGUGGUGAGCUGAGGCUACUGGGAGGUGGCGAGGGCUUGAAGGAGGACAGCUGUGGCGACGUAGGCUGGUCCUCCUCAUCCCUCCCUGAUGAUAUGUACUCCGUCUCCCACUUCGCCCUCAUCACCGCCUACCAGGACAUCAAGACACGGCUCGCGGGCCUGGAGAGAGAGAACAGUGGCAUCAAGAGGAAGCUCAAGAUCUACGAGAUCAAGUUCCCUAUGAUCAGUGAGUUUGGGGAGGACAGGAACUCCUACUGCAGCUUUGAGUCCAAGGAGACAACUCUACUGCAGUCAGAGAACGGCAACCUGCAGCAGAAAGUCAGCACCCUCACCCACGAGCUCCAGAAGAGGAAAGAGCGCCAGGAGCAGCUGGAGGAUGUGAUCCAGGCCUAUGAGAAGAUCCACAUGGAGAAGAACAACCUCCAGAGAGACCUGGACAAAAUGACCAGUCUAGUGGAGAAGCACGUGGAGCAUAUUGUGGAUCUGGAGUCUGCUCUGAGACAGAGAGACAACUCGCUACAGAAGCUCAACACCCAGCUACACAGCAAGGACAUCCAAUACCUGCAGCUACAUAGCCCAGACAUUCACAUGCUGGACUAUCCUGCGCUGACCCUGCAGAGCUCUCGUAGUCUAGACACUCUGUCAGACCUGAAGCUGCAGCGUCUGGAGGCGGAGCUAGAGAGGGCGCGGCAUGAGGCCGAGCGGGCGUGUCAGAGGGAAGAGGAAGUGAAGGCCGAGUGUGAGAGACUGCAGGAGGAGCUGAGACAGAUCCAGAACAACCACAUAGGGACGGAAAUGACUUCGCCGUGUGAGCAGUGUGAUGUGGAGUGGAUAAAGAAGGUGGGAGAUGAGCAGGUGAAUUUGGCGCUAGCCUACACAGAGCUAACUGAGGAGUUGGGACGUCUACAGGCACUGAGCUCCAAACAAAAGGAGAUCUUGAGGAUGGUCUCUCAGGAGCAGCAUAGCCCAGUCCAACGCCACUCCCACCCCCCAUCUCCCAUCCCUCACCAACGCCACUCCCCUGUGCCCCAGCGACACUCCCCCAUCCCCCAACGCCACUCCCCCGUCCCUCCUCAGCACCACUCCCCCAUUGCCCAGUGCCGCUCCCCGGUGCUCCAGCCGCAGCAUCUCUCCCCGGACAUGCACCGCCGCUCGCCCCUGCUGGACGUCAACGAUGGGCCUGCCUCCUACUCCUGCCGGCCAGCCAGCCACCACCUGAGGGCCAGCUUCCAGGGCCGACGGAGCUACUCCGAGGUGGCCGACCCCUCGGCCUACCAGCGGCCACCGCGCUUCAGCCUGGACCCCGUGUCCACCCUGCCCAAGCCCCGGCCCUACAUGGACUCCGGCUACUCAAAGCAGCAUCAGCAGCAUGAGCAUGGAGGCUCCCAGCAUGGAGGGUCACCCCACAGAGGAGGCCAGCUCCGAGCUUUCCAGUCUGGGCUAGAGAGGGCAGGGAGUGAGGUGGGCCUCCAUGAAAGUUCCUGCCACUCUCGAGAGCUGCCCUUCCCCCUGUCCGAGGUCUCUCCCAGGUCUCACCUGCACUUUGAGCCCCUGCCACCCCCUACGCCUACCCCCCAGAUUCCGCAGUCCUCUGAAGACGAGGAAGAGUGGACCUGUCCGCACCCCAUCAGCCCCCCACGGACACUGGGCGUGCCCAACAGUGUGUCAGCUCAUGGGGUCAUGAAGGGGCCAGCGUCCUGCUCGGCCUUCCCCAUCCCAUCCAGACCCAACACUCUGACCUGCCACCCGCCAGGCUACCUGCACACAGAGCACGCCCAGUCCUGGCCCUCCAUCAAUCUGUGGAUGGAGACAGAAGAGAGUGACAUGAGGAGCUGCCCUCUGUGCCAGCUGAUCUUUCCCAUGGGUUACCCUGACGACGCCCUAAUCAAGCACAUCGACUCGCACCUGGAGAACAGCAAGAUCUGAUCGCCACGGCAACACUGCACCCUCUUUUUAGUUGCAACAAUUCUUCACUUACAUUGUGGAGUAAUUUUAGGUUUGGUUUUGUUUUAUAGCUGGGUGCCUUUUGUUUUACAAGACAAGAGGGCUUAUUGUGUGUUUAGUAGUCCAUGUAUGGGACUAGGUUUAGGGAAUGACAAGAUGGCUUCGAGGUUCAUGACAGACAAUGUCCUGAGGGUUCCAGGCAACUUGCAGUCCAUUUGUUUUUAUAUCUUACACCUUACCACUACUACUUGCUGUAAUGUGGCCUGCUUUAGUUAACUCCCAUGUACAGUAUAAGGCUUGUGAAAUACAGACCAACCACAAUUAAUUCCUGGAAUUAUCUGGGGGGCCAGAUGGAUAAAUCCAGUUUGUUUGUUCUUCAGGGCUUGACAAUGUGCGGUCAGAGGUCAGAGUUAUGAAGAGAGGAUGGCAGUGUUGUGAGUUUGACUGAUUGUACAGUAUGUCGGUAAGAAGUUGUCCUGCAGGGUGGGGCAUGUAGUUGCUGUGACAACCUUGCUGUGGUGAAGUGCAUAGGCAGAUUAUCUGUAUGCUUGCGGCCUGAACAGAAAUCCAUAUAAAUCUGAGCACAUUAAGUUAACCUACAGUAUAUAAACCUAUAGUAAAUAAUAAUUUCACCCCUAUAUUAUUUAUUUAACUCCCUAGAGUUGAUGUCUGCGCCCCAUGGACAUCUAAUUAGCAUAAUACAAAAAUCCCCAUAAAAAUUUAUCAAUAUAAGCUAGAGAUAUCUGUUUUUGCAUGGGAUGUGUCUCAAUCCACCGCAUCAGCCGAUGCCACACUUUUGCAUCUGCGGUGAAAGGUGACAGAGCUAGAGCAGUGGUCUUCUCACAAAAUCGUCUGUAGCAUCUGAACCAUUUUGCUCUACGACCCCCACAAGAGUCUUGGGACUCGUCUGAAGUUGGUACAGCCAAUCUGCCAACUUCUGUCUUUAGCGUCCGAACAGUUUGGGCUACACACUAAUAUGACCCCUCUGUGGAAAGGUGAGACUCUCAUGAACAUGUCAGUUGAAGUUCUCCCUGUACCAGUUGAAAUAAAAUGGAAGUACUGUAUAUCUGGAGACUGUUUAGUGCCAAAAAUAAGGGCUUAAAUACAUGUAAAAAAAAUAAAAAAUUCAAAUGUUUCCUGAUCUUUCUUAUAUCUUUCAGAUAUAGGACAGACACUCUAGAACAAACUUCCUUUAUCUGUUAUUCCAUGUAGUGAAUAUGUUAUUCAAUGCGUUGGUAUGGGCUAAUAGCAAGGCCAAACAUUUUUCUGCACAAAAUUAUUUUGUAAUAUUUUUGGGGAUACAUCAAGGGGUUUUAAAGUUCAAAAUCAAAUAGCAAAAUUAUCCUUGGUAUGACCUUCUUAAAACAAUUACAUAUAGCUUAGUAGAACCCCGCCCCACCUCCCCGGCUUAGACAGGGCUUAGACUGUAAUGGGUUAAAGGGCAAUUCCACCACUUUUUAACCUAAUUAUCAUUAUCUCCAGGACAAUACCAGUGUCUACAUAUGUGAAAAGGGUGCAUUUCUAUGCUUUGUAGAAAUAAAUAUAAAGUUUAAAAGUUCUCCUAGAUGACAUCAUCAAAAGUUACAACAUUUAAAAAACGGUGAUUCUCAAACACUAUGAAAUGCGCAGUGUAUUGAGGAGCAAGAAAAUGCCCUCUGGCUAAUCAAUGUUUUUUUAAAUUUUUAUGCUACCCUGUGAUGUCACAGAGAAGCAUUUUUUAGGACCUUUGUUCUUAUCUUUUUAACCACAGAUCAUAGAAACGCGCUGUUUUCACAUAUGCAGACACUGGUUUGGUGCUGGAGAUAAUCAAUAUGAGGUUGAAAAGUGUCAUGAUUGCCCUUUAAUGUAUCAUUUGAUAUAUCUGUAAGUAAUGAGGCAAAAAAAUUCUGGCAAAAAAAAAUCUUUGUGCCGAACAUGUCUUAUGUUGGUGACAUUUCCCCCUCCUAAGCUUGCACAAUACUGUAUAUAGCUAGUGGGACAGGAGUUUGUAUAUGGAAGAGGGAAUGGAAUAUAUUUGUAUAUGAUAACAAUGAUUCAACUGGGAGUCUCUUUAGUCUUCCUGAAGAACCGACGACCUGCAAACACAUCUGAUAAAGUAUUUAUAACAUUUCUCAAUCUUACAGUCUGAAGCUGGCACACUUUGCAUUUUAUAUCUAAUAUAUAUACAUGUCAAAUAUAACCCAAAAAAAUCUGAGUGAGUGUUGUAUGGAAUAACACAUAUGGAAUCAUGUAGUAUCCCCAAAAAAGUUUUAAACAAAUCAAAAUGUAUUUUAUAGUUGAGAUUCUUCAAAGUAGCCACCCUUUGGCUUGAUGACAGCUUUGCACACUCUUGGCAUGGCUACUUUGAAGAAUCUCAAAUAUAAAAUAUAUUUUGAUUGGUUUAACACUUUUUUGGUUACAACAUGAUUCCAUAUGUGUUAUUUCAUAGUUGUGAUGUCUUCACUAUUAUUCUACAAUGUAGAAAAUGGUGAAAAUAAAGAAAAACUCUUGAAUGAGUAGGUGUGUCCAAACAUUUGACUGGUUCUGUAUGUAUGUGUAUGUAUGUUCUAAAGCCUAGUACAAAAGGAUGGGAAAAUUAAAUUCCAAUCAAAUCAGCUCUGAAAAAGAUCUGAUGUUAAAAGAUCUGAUGUCAUUGGUCAAAAGACCAAUUAGUGGAAAAAAUAUCAGAAUUGGGCUGCCUGUGUAAACGCAGGUUCUGAGAAUUUACUGAUGUAUAUUCCUAUGAUUCUAUGUAAAAAAACGAAGAAUUUUUAAAUCUCAAAAUGAUUUCACUUUGGGAACUCCGUUCCCACACAUUCCUGCCCACUUCCACCCCUGGUAGUACAGUACAUCUAUAUUCUAAUUUGAAACUAACAACGAUAUCACAAUAAGUGAUUGGGCAGUUAGAUUAAUAGUAUUAAUUACUUCCAUGCCCACACAGACAACAUUGGCUUUCAUUGACCAUGUACAGAAUUCUGUGUUAGAUUGUAUACCUUUUGAUUACUUUGACUGAAGGAACAAUCACUACUCUUUUAUAACCAAAGAAAGCUAGAUUAGUUUCUACAAAGUAUUGACUCGGGUGUGAAUACUUAUGUAAAUGAGAUUUCUGUAUUUCAUUCUUAAUACAUUUGAGACAGAAAAUUCUGAACAUGUUUUCACUUUGUCAUUAUAGGGUAUUGUGUGUAGAUGGGUGAGAGAAAAAAAACUAUUGCAUCCAUUUUGAAUUCAGGCUGCAACACAACAAAAUGUAUGAACACUUUCUGAAGGCUCUGUACAGUAUGCUUAUCUCUCUUGAUGAUGACUAAGUACCAACUAAUCAUAUCAUGCUCACAGGUAUGAAUGGAGAGAUGAUACAUACAGUAUAUAUGAAUAGAUAAAUUAUACUGUUUUAAGGAACACAUUCAUGACCAAAAUAUGUUGACCAGCAGCUGUAGUACAUAGCAAACAUGCCUAUCAGCUCACAAUGUUAAGCAGUGAAAUGUAUAUACAGUAUGUUGUCAUUUCAAUGGCCACAUAAACAAAGACACUUUGUUGGAGUAGGAGUCUGACACUCAAGCCACUAUUCACAAAGAGUUAACUCGGGAGAUAUGUAAAGAUUUCCUCUUUCGCUUUUCUUUUUCCUCAAAUCCUCCAUCAAGAAUCAAAUCAGAUUGAGCACUGGCGUUGUUUUUAGACUGUCAAUCUUCAAUCCCUCUGCCUGUGAUUUCUAGCUUUGAGACUGAUCUGAUGAUAACAGAAAACCCUCAUCUGGAAAGACUCUGGGGACAAAGCUUUGUGAAUAUGGCUCCUCUCUUGGGGCCUCUCUGUGGCUCUGGGGACCCUACCACGACUGACUGAUAAGAACUCAUCAGAUCUGUCUAACAAGCUAAAGGGCCGCUAACGAGGAAGAAUAAUCAUUAUGGAGGUAUUUUGUGAGUACACUGUUGGCUUUCAAGGACUUUCAACAACGUGUAAAAAAUUAUAAUAAAAAGAGAUGCAUAACGACUUUUUCUUUUCUUUCUGUAUGUAAAUAUUCUG
Molecule: messenger RNA, 6654 nt
Organism: Salmo salar (Atlantic salmon)
Lineage: Eukaryota; Metazoa; Chordata; Actinopteri; Salmoniformes; Salmonidae
Product: TANK-binding kinase 1-binding protein 1
Cellular component (GO): cytoplasm
Source: RefSeq, a predicted model, not a curated record